Dothidotthia symphoricarpi CBS 119687 is the source of this 2017-nucleotide messenger RNA. RefSeq lists its product as uncharacterized. The record is from RefSeq and is a predicted model, not a curated record. The transcript has 2 exons. Bases 416 to 2017 code for a protein of 533 amino acids. Lineage: Eukaryota; Fungi; Ascomycota; Dothideomycetes; Pleosporales; Dothidotthiaceae.
UUGAAACGUUUCAAAGCCUAUCGAAUCGUCACGUCGAACACGUCGAACACCAUAAAGACAUGCCUUCCCACCGCGACAUGGUCGUGUUUUUCCUCCCAUACUCUGGCCGCUUUGAGCUGAGUUCGACCGACGUAGCGGAGCGACUGGUGACGGGGCCUCGAUGUUUGACUCACACUUGCGUCUCACGUGUAGACCCUGCCCCCCGCCCGCGGGAUGGGAUGGCAGGGCCGUCUAGAAUGGAUACUACCCGCAGAGACCUGAGGUUUUGCUCAAAGGCAUCUUUUGCGAUUGGAAAACCUACUCACAAACUCUCCACGAAUUCUUAUGCUCUUUGACGAAUUUCUUUUGCUCAAAGACCAAACUUUUACAACGUGCUCUUUACCAAUUACAUAUAUGCAACAACCAACGAAUCAGAAUGUAUAUGCAACCACCCCCUCCUGAGCCUCAUCCGCUGCUCAAGCGAUCGCAAUCGGGCGAGAGCCAUCACAGUCAUGCCACUCAUGUUACGCAUACCAGUCAUGCCAGUCAGGCAACGACAGUAUCGCGCGCAAGCUCCAGGCUGCUGUUUGGUGAGAUUCCGCUGACGCCUGCGACUACCGUUGAUGGAAAAUUCUUCUUGCGCUUUUGGCUGAAUGAUACGUGUCGCGAGAACUUGCUUGCGCACACGGAGACAGAGGAUCUUGCGAACCUUCGUCUGGUCUGCCAUGAUUUUUCUGCGCGCGCUGCGCCGGCCUUGUUUGAGUCUGUUACCGUGACGUUCAAGUCGUCGAGCUUCUCUAAGCUGGCGCGCAUGGAAGCGCUGUCGAGGAUAGGGCGCCAUGUCAAGACGUUUACCUUCCAUCUGCCCCAUGGUCCGGACACGUUUUUGCCUCCCAUCAUUGACCCGGUGACGGGCGAUGAGCAGCAGUUCCUGUAUGAGCCGCAGGUUGUGAGUCCGCAACAUGGCCCGGCUAAAGACAAGACGCCCAAGUAUGGCACCUGGGAAAUGCAGGACCUUCUUAUCAAGCAGUACCCUCCUCUUUUCCAUGCUGCGACUAAUGUCCCGGCUUUUGUCGCUAUCUUCUCUGAACUCGUCAACCUUACACAUCUCAAAGUAUCCUGCCCGGGCUUCAACAACACGUCUCGCCACCGCCGGAGUGUGGUGGACUAUGCGCUGAUCUCCCUGCGCAUUGCUGUCGAGCGCGCGCCGCUGUACAGCUUGUCAUGCCUCUCGCUUCAUCCCAUUCAUCCUGGUGGUCUUCUCUAUCUCCACCCCAUGCGCGGUUUCGGCAGCACUCCGUCAUCCGCCAAGCGCUGGGGCCAAAUCCGCCGUUUGUCAAUCUGCAUGGAAUCUAUCCCCUUCUCUUCCUCUUCAAUGCACACUCGUGCCCAAUCACUAGAACACCUGCGCACCCUGCACACCUACCUGCGUACUCUAUCGCGCAGCCUCACACGCCUCUUCUUCCGCUGGAAAGGCGAGCGCGGCCCAUCCCCGCUCUCCCUCGACCAGGAACCUUGCAUGCUCCCUGUCGCAGAAGAGUCGAUGCACCCGUCGAUGCGCAGUGAAGUCAAAGGACCGCGGCCCCUCAAGUUCUCCCGCCUCCGAUAUAUGGAGCUUGAGAACGCUGUCAUGGACUCGACGCAGAUCUCAGACUUUAUCCACAGGCAUCGGCGCACGCUCCAAGAGUUCAACUUUGAAGACGUCAAGCUCAGACAGGGCAACUGGGACGAUGCGCUCGAGCCGUUGACGCUGAUCGCCGGCAGCGAUCGCUGGAAGAGACAUCAAGAAGAGGUCAUGGACGUGCCCAUCAUGCUCAGCCCUGUGAAUGGAGAUCCGCGCAUCAUGGGCCCGCUGAUGGAAGAAGUCAAUCUUGCCAUUGAGGAGGCGAGUGGCAAGCCAGAGAGGGGUACUCAUACUCUAUCGAGAUGGCUUAGCAGGCCCAACCGAGCGUCGAGGAAGAGUGCCGCUGUCAAGGACAGUUUCUGGGGCGGUGGCGAACACAUGAAGCGCUUCCUGCGGCUGUCGACGUGGAAGUAA